GAGCCGCCGGCCCCGCCCCGGGGUGCGUCCGCUCUCUUCGCUGAGCUUCGCUCCCCGCUCGCAGACACGAGCCGGCUGCCAGAUGGCGGACCCCGAGCUGCAGCUGGUGGCGCGGCGCAUCCGCAGCUUCCCGGACUUCCCCGUCCCGGGGGUGAUGUUCAGGGACAUCUCGCCCCUCCUGAAGGACCCCGACUCCUUCCGCGCCUCCAUUAGCCUCCUGGCGAACCACCUGAGAAAGACCCACGGUGGCAAGAUCGACUACGUCGUGGGCCUGGACUCCCGAGGCUUUCUGUUCGGCCCCUCCUUGGCCCAGGAGCUUGGCUUGGGCUGCGUGCUCAUCCGAAAACGAGGGAAGCUCCCUGGCCCCACCGUGUCUGCCUCCUACACGCUGGAGUAUGGCAAGGCUGAGCUGGAAAUCCAGAGAGAUGCCCUGGAGCCAGGACAGAAGGUGGUUGUCGUGGACGAUUUGCUGGCCACUGGCGGAACCAUGCGGGCGGCGUGUGAGCUGCUGGGCCAGCUGCAGGCCGAGGUGCUGGAGUGCGUGAGCCUCGUGGAGCUGACAUCUCUGAAGGGCCGGGAGAAGCUGGCACCCGUGCCCUUUUUCUCUCUCCUGCAAUUUGAGUGAUUCUGGCCCGGUCUUGGCAGGAGUUCCAGACCAGUGGCUGGCUGCUGGCCGCCAGGGGGCGCUGGCCAUCUGCCUGGACUUUUUUUUUUUUUGGUAACAGUUUUGUGCCUUUCUCCAGUGCCUAGGCCACUGUCUUGGGGUCCGUCCUGUGGGCUCUGGAGGUGCCAAGGCCUGGAGCUAGCAGUUCAAGCCGGGGCCCAGCUCCAGGCCCCGGCAGGUGCACUUACACUGAGAGGAGCGAAUAAACUGCUUUGCUAGAACG
Molecule: messenger RNA, 887 nt
Organism: Ailuropoda melanoleuca (giant panda)
Lineage: Eukaryota; Metazoa; Chordata; Mammalia; Carnivora; Ursidae
Gene: APRT
Product: adenine phosphoribosyltransferase
Exons: 5
Coding region: 83-625 (180 amino acids)
Biological process (GO): AMP salvage; adenine salvage
Cellular component (GO): cytoplasm
Molecular function (GO): adenine binding; AMP binding; adenine phosphoribosyltransferase activity
Source: RefSeq, a predicted model, not a curated record